AUGAGUGGGUGCCCAUUUUGGGGGAACAAAUAUCAAUUUAAUUUUAAUAAACUGUCUUUGGAGGAUGAGGAAGGAGAAGACAAGUCACAAGAAGGGCUGAAUAAAGCCAGCAAAGGUGGACUUAUCUAUGGCGACUAUCUACAUCUGGACAAAAUAUUGAAUGCUCAACAGCUGCAGAGUGAAAAAAAAGGAAACAAGAUCCAUGAUGAGCAUCUUUUCAUUGUGACCCAUCAAGCUUAUGAACUUUGGUUUAAGCAGAUUCUGUGGGAACUGGACUCAGUUCGGGUGAUCUUUCAGAAUGGCCGUGUGAGAGAUGAGAGAAACAUGCUCAAGGUUGUUGCUCGAAUGCACAGAAUUUCAAUGAUCCUUAAAUUACUUGUGGAGCAAUUUUCAAUUCUAGAAACUAUGACUGCAUUGGACUUCUUUGAUUUCAGAGAUUACUUGAGCCCAGCAUCAGGUUUUCAGAGCCUGCAGUUCCGCCUAUUAGAGAAUAAGAUUGGUGUUCCGCAGAGUCUGAGAGUUCCUUAUAACAGAAGGCAUUACCGUGAUAACUUCAAGGGACAUGAGAAUGAACUGCUGCUUAAAUCAGAGCAGGAGCCAACACUUCUGCAAUUAGUGGAGGCAUGGCUGGAAAGAACACCAGGACUAGAACCAGAAGGAUUUAAUUUCUGGGGAAAAUUUGAAGUGAAUGUGUUAAAAGGUCUAGAAAAGGAACUGGCAAUAGUUCAGGCCAAACAAGAGUCAGAGGAAAAAGAGGACCUACUGGCUGAACUUCAAAAACAAAAAGAGAUACUUAUUUCAUUAUUUGAUGAAAAACGCCAUGAACAUCUUCUUAGUAAAGGAGAAAGACGACUCUCUUAUAACGCAUUGAAAGGAGCUUUAAUGAUCUACUUCUACAGAGAGGAGCCUCGCUUUCAGGUUCCCUUUCAGCUUCUUACUUCUCUCAUGGAUAUUGAUGUACUCAUGACCAAAUGGAGAUACAACCAUGUCUGCAUGGUGCACAGAAUGAUUGGCAGCAAAGCUGGCACAGGAGGAUCAUCAGGCUAUCAGUAUUUGCGCUCAACAGUGAGUGACAGGUACAAGGUGUUCGUAGAUUUGUUCAACCUCUCAACAUAUUUGGUGCCAAGACACUGGAUACCAAAGAUGAACCCAACUAUUCAUAAAUUCCUUUACACAGCAGAAUAUUGUGACAGCUCCUACUUUAGUAGUGAUGAUUCAGAUUAAAGAACCUGCCAUGGUGAUCCAUUUUAAAGAACUCUGAACGGUCAUACGAACCGGUUCUGACCUUUUGUGAGGUCCCUUAAAUUUAUUAAAUGUUACAAAGCAUGUAUAUAUAUUUAUGCAAGCCAGGGUGUAAGAAUUUAAAACAUGUGAUGAAAUUCUGGACACAUAAAUAGUAUGAUUUAGAGAUGAUACUAACUACUAAAU
Molecule: messenger RNA, 1428 nt
Organism: Caretta caretta (loggerhead turtle)
Lineage: Eukaryota; Metazoa; Chordata; Testudines; Cheloniidae
Gene: TDO2
Product: tryptophan 2,3-dioxygenase
Molecular function (GO): metal ion binding; heme binding; L-tryptophan 2,3-dioxygenase activity
Source: RefSeq, a predicted model, not a curated record